UCUGGAUUCAUGAACGUUCAUCCAAGAGCAUUUUGACCGACGUGCAGCCGUAGUAUCAAUAUCAGAGCGAGUUUAUUUAUAAAAAAGGCUUUGGCCAAUUCCUGAGAAGUUUAGCUGGCGACACAAAUAGGAACAGAGUGAAAGUAAAACAUUAACGUAGUUUUGUAGUGUUUCCAUCUGAAUGAUCUUAACCGGACACAAAAUGCAAGGCAGAAUUUUAAAGUCGUCUUGGACAGCUGCUACUUCCACCAUGUGCAGCCCAUGUGCAGUACACCUAAAACAGUUUGCUUUCUGCUCAUAAGUUUAAAACAUCUUACAGAAGGCUGUGUGCAUGAGAGUGAUGUGAAGAUGUACCAAAUAGUAUCAGCAACUGUUGGAGAUUUUGGCGUUGGUGCCAUGAGCCGUUACUCACCACCUAAGAAGAAGAGAGUUGGUAGACCAAGCCAGUCAGUGAUAACAGCGAGCACUAUCGGAGUUAUACUGGUUCUUGCUGCGAUCGUAGCAUGGUGCUACUACUCCUUUUCUCUCCACAAGGCCAACCUUUUGACAACUGAACGAUUAGAUCUUAAAAAAGAUGGUUUUGUAAUCCGAAGCCAAACUGGGGUCGUCAUUUUCAAAAUGGAAUUCAGGUCUGGAGCCCUUGAUCUGGACUCAUGUUCGAAAGAGGGACAGAUUCUCAGAUGUGACAAAUCCGUGGCUGGAAAUAUACAUUUCUUCAUAGAAACGGUAAAGCCUAAAGACACAGUCGAGUGCUAUCGCGUGCGCUGGGACGAGCUGGAGGAGCAUCGGUUGGUGGAGCAUGUCAUGUCCUGCAGUGGAUCACACUGGUACGGUGGUGCAGAGACUUGGUUGCAACAUUGGCCAAUAGUAUUAAAAGGACAUCAGGCUCCCAAACCUUUCAUUACAGGUGAUAUCCAUUCGAAUCAUCAGGCAUUUGGUGGCAUCUUGGAGCGCUACUGGCUUUCUACCAAUGCUACGGCCAUAAAAAUUAAUAAUUCUGUUCCUUUUCACCUCGGCUGGGAUGAAACAAACAGAACUCUGUGGUUCCAAGCUCGAUAUAAAGAUAGCCCUUAUAGGCCAGACCCUGAUAAUCCCCAUCAUGUGACUCUGAGUUAUCGUGUAUGUGUGGGGCUCGACGUCACCUCUAUACACAAGUACAUGGUUCGUCGAUAUUUCAAUAAGCCAAAUAAGGUUCCUUCCGAAGCUGUUUUCAGACAACCAAUCUGGUCUACAAGAGCUCUAGAAGAAGUUAACCAAGAACAAACUUUGCAAUACUCAUCUGAUAUCCGAAAUAAUGGCUUCAACUGCAGCCACCUGGAGUUGAACGACAGAUACACUACUGGCUAUGGAGAGUUUGAGUUAGAUCCCAUCAAGUUCCCCAACGCAUCUGCCAUGUUUCAAAAACUUAGGGAAGAUGGAUUUCAGGUAACCUUGUGGACUCAUCCGUUUGUCAACUAUAAUUCUGUCAAUUUUGGUGUUGGAAUAGAACGAGGACUGUUUGUGCGGGUGCCUGGUAGCCAGCUUCCCGCAUUGGUGCGUUGGUGGAAUGGUAUUGCUGGAAUUUUGGAUUUCACUAAUCCAGAAGCUCGGGACUGGUAUGCUCUGAAUCUCCGCACCCUCAAGAACAAGUACGGCGUGGCAUCUUUCAAGUUUGAUGCAGGAGAGACAAGCUACUUGCCCCAGCAGUUCAGUACCUUUGCUCCUCUGCAGGAUCCCAGUACCUUUACCCGCCGAUACACUGAGAUGGCAAUACCGUUCAAUGACCGUGCAGAGCUGCGGUCGGGCUAUCAAUCUCAAAACAUCUCCUGCUUUUUUAGAAUUAUUGACCGUGAGUCACUAUGGGGAUACACCCUAGGCCUCAAAUCUAUAAUCCCUACUGUACUUACUAUAAGUAUUCUUGGCUACCAGUUUAUUCUGCCAGACAUAAUAGGUGGAAAUACAUACUCAAACCUCACUGGCCUUCCGGAUCGUGAGCUGUAUAUCCGUUGGCUAGAGCUCUCAGCUUUCAUGCCAGCUAUGCAGUUCUCUCUUCCACCGUGGCACUAUGAUGAUGAGGUCGUGAAUAUCGCCAAGAAGUUCACCGCUCUCCACGAAUCUCUUGUAGCCCCUCGGGUUCUGGAGCUUGCUGGGGAAGUGCUGUACACUGGGGAUCCCAUCAUUCGCCCUCUUUGGUGGAUUGCAACAGAUGAUGAGGCAGCUUACAAAACUGACUCUCAGUUCCUCAUCGGAGAUGACCUCCUGGUGGCACCUGUUCUUGAACCGGGCAAGCAGGAAAGAGAUAUAUACCUUCCUGCAGGCAGAUGGAGAAGUUACAAGGGAGAGUAUUUUGACAAAGGCCCUGUAUACCUUACUGAUUAUCCAGUGGACUUGGAUGAAGUAGCUUACUUUGUGUGGUCAGGAUAGCAAGGGAUGAGCCCAAACAAAACCCCAAAACGACUGCUGAAUAGUAAAUACUGAUCUGGCCACGCUGUACAAUCGUGUGACUUACAUUUUUUUAUACUAAUAGCAUCAGCAAGGUUUAUGCGGUUGUUUGUCCUUAUGUUGAUACUGCAUAAAUUUGAAGAAAUAGCCAACUCGCUAAUAAGCUACCCACCUGUCUUGAAGUUGCAAUGAACCUCUUGAAAAUAGGCCCAAAUGUUGGAAUGUGCAGAGGAAAAACAUGUCUUUACUGGGAAAAGGUUAUAUGAGUGGUUUUGCUUUCUGUAUGGUGGGAAUUGUGAUCAUUAUUGGUCUGUAUAAUGCAGUGAAAGCAAUAUGAUGAUUUUUUUUUUCUGUUUACUUAUUUAUAACAUAUUUUUGUAAAGCUUGUUUAUGUAGUUUACUUGUUUUGCCAUUUGUUUCCUGUAGCGUCAAAAAAUAUAGGAAUAAGCAACCACCUAACUUGAAUGUACAAUGAAUGAUGUAUGAAGGAUUCAAUUAGUUUAAAGGGAAUGUUUUCUAAAAUUUUGUUGCAUUCAAUCAUUCACUGAAUUCCAUUUGUAAUGUAGAGUUCUUGAUCUAUAAUGAACUAUUAUUAUUGACAUUUUGCUAGCCUCAGCUUAACUCAAAAAAAAAAAUUGUAUAUUGAGUGUAUAUUAUGUUAAUAUACAAACACCUGUUGAAAUUAAAAGUAAUGUGAAAUUAUAAUUUACAUAAAAGUAAAUAUAUUUUUAAUAAUAAUUUAAAUAAAUUAAAAGUAAAGCUGUGUUUGUUUUUGUAAUGUAAAAAUUUAAUGCAGAUUUCUAUUUAGUUUCUGUCAUCAGGGGUUAUCGUCUUUGUACACUAAAAUAUGUAUAACUUAUUCAAACAUG
This is a messenger RNA of Puntigrus tetrazona (Sumatra barb), 3290 nucleotides long. Its product is annotated as myogenesis-regulating glycosidase. Gene Ontology annotation, molecular function: hydrolase activity, hydrolyzing O-glycosyl compounds. Gene Ontology annotation, biological process: carbohydrate metabolic process; skeletal muscle fiber development. The transcript is spliced from 3 exons. Bases 262 to 2403 code for a protein of 713 amino acids. The record is from RefSeq and is a predicted model, not a curated record. NCBI's taxonomy places the organism in Eukaryota, Metazoa, Chordata, Actinopteri, Cypriniformes, Cyprinidae.